UCGUUUGAAAAAUGCACGCACACGUACCAAACCCAUCUAGCAUUCAGAGUUUGUUUACGCCUGGUGCUGAGGUGCUGUUGGUAAAGGGAACUCCAACACAUCUGAUUCUAUUCAGUGUUGCAUAUUUCACUGUUGGGUGAUUAAAUAGUUCAGAUUCACAAGCAAGCCUCUAAAGAAAAGAUACCAUCCAGUGAAGUCCUUUGUGCUCUCCUAGUUAUUUAUUAUUUAUACAGAUAAUAGUGACGUGUGGUGCUAUAUCCAAAGACUUCAAGUACAGUUCAGUACAAUAAAGUUAUAAACUGAUCUAGAAAAAAAAAUGGCAUCGGUUGCUGGGACAAGUUUGUACUCUGGGUACCCAAACCGCUUCAGUCGACGGACAUCUUUAGCAUCAUCGUACUUUCCUCCAGUUGUUGAGACAGUUUAUGAAUUUGUGAGACCCUCAACUACUAUGGUCAAUGCUGGAAUAAUUGCUUUUGUUGCAACUGUCUUUUUCGUCAUCUCAUUUACAAGUCCUUACUGGCUGCAGUCAUACUCCUACACGUACAGUGACUUCAACAAUAUGGGGCUAUGGGAGUUUUGCUUUAAUGGCUUCAGGUAUCCAAAAUACCAGUACGACUACAAGUUUACAGGGUGCAAUUACAUCUUCUCCGAGGAAUACAGAAUUAUAUGGUCAUGGAUGUUGCCAGCUUGGUUUAUGGCAGUGCAGACAUUCAUGACCAUAGCCCUACUUGCUAGCAUGACAACGCUAGUGACAAUAAGUCUGAUCCUGGUGAGAUGGCCCAUGCACAUGAUCAUGAAGUAUGAAUGGUACCUUACUGGCUUUUGUUUCUGCUGUCAGGCUGUUGCUGUGAUUGGGAUCUUCUUUGCGGUCCUAGUAUUUGGAGUCAUGUGUUGGUCCCGUGACUGGUUGCUGAACCCCAACUUUAACUACUUAUCCUGGUCUUACGCCUUUGCUGUUGUUGCUGGUGGCAUUCAUGCUUUUGCAGGAUUCACCUUACUUCAUGAAACCUUUGAGGCCAGAGAGCGCAAACGCCAAGCUAGUAACCUUCUACACAUGGAUCCACAUGGACAAAUGGGAAUGGGAAUGGGGAUGGGGAUGGGUAUGGGCAUGGUCAGCCAGGGAUACAUUUAAGUGGACAACGAUUAUAUAAUAUGAGAUUUGUCUCUUAUAAUUUUGCAUCAAGUGUCAAGUAAGUUGAAAUUUUUUCUAAAAAUGGGUUAUAGCAUUCAUUGAAACUGUUAUUCAGUAUUAAUCUAAACUCUCCAUGUAGAAAUAAGCCAUUAUUCUUUAAGUAUUGGCAGAGUGAAAGUACAGUAUUAAAUGCAUUACCUCCUGCAGUUAAAUUUAUGCAGGUAAUUAAGAUACUUUCUCAAAAAGCCAAAUAAUCUCUUAGCUAUGUAAAAUGUGUUUUCAUUAGCUGUAAAAUUUACCACAUAUAUUGUUACUGGGUAUGGAAUUUUAUAGUUUUGUUUUAAAUAUAAAGUUAGAGAAGAUAAGUACAGUAUUAGAAGUUUGGGCAGUUACAUUUCAAAUCUUGAGAAUUCAAUAGCUCUUGAUUAUGACUUCACCAGCAUGAAAUUUAAUUUGUUUCUGCUCAAGUCAAUAUAUACUGUAAGGGCCUCAUUAAACCAGAGAAAUUUGUAUUUAAUGCAAAAUCUCACCAAAUACUGUAUAUACCGAAUACCGUACAGUACACAGUAAACCCAUGCUUUUCGCUGGUUUACCAUUUGCUGUUUUGACUAUUCGCGGUAAGCAGAUGGUGGCUAGCUUACGAGCCUCGGUGGGAGCACUGUGAGUCACCCACAGCAUCUCCUCUCCCUUGUUUGUGCUCAACCAUUGUCUGCACUAUAGUUGUCUUCAUUGUGCCCAAAACUUUUAAGUGUUUUUGAUAAAAAUGACCCUUAAAAGACUGCCUAAUGUUAAUGGUGCUAGUGCAGUGAAACUUAGAAGACAAAAGACAGUGAUGACCCUUAUUAAGAAAGUUCACUUAUUAGGCAAGUUAAAGGAAGGAAUGAGUGCCGCCACGGCUGGCUGGUUGUGAACGAAUCCAUGGUGUGAUACAUUAAAAAGAAAGAACAAGUGAUUCGUAGCUGUUGCUGCAAGUGCUAAAGUGGCACAGACUGUGUGAUACAAACAUAGUGAAAAUGGAAAAGCAUUGAACUUUUGGAUUGACGACCACUGCAAAAACGUGCCAAUCGACAACAUGAUUCAUUAGAAGGCUAAGAUUCUCUUGGCCCAUUUUCACGAAUCAGCAGGUGGUGAAGGGGCUAUUGAAAAACCUUUUAGUGUUGGUAAAGGGUGGUUUGAUAAUUUUAAGAAAAGAUUCUCACUAUAAUGUGAAGCUGGCCAGGGAGGCCAUAUCAUCUUAUCACAUACAGAUGUAAGUUUUUCAUAUAGUAGUGCUGUAUGGUGGUAUAAGUUGCUAUUUGCAGUUUUUGCCUAUUCGCGCCAUUUAUUGAAACCUAACGUGUGAAUAACACGGAUAGUACUGUAAUACACCACACAACAAUGAUAUUUCCAUUUGCUGGAAUAAUUGGUGUUGAGCUCUUCUGGGAAGGAUACAUUUCCGGGUAAUACGACUAUUUCAAAAAUGGAAAAAUCCCACAUCCCCGUAAAUUUUUAGAGUACAAAUACUGUACUGGGAAAAGUUUCCCAGACUCAAAACUACGCAUCCCGCAUGGACAGACACAAAUGCAUAUCCCUAAUAUGUUUCUGGGUGCUGGGGAAAGUCUUCCAAGAAUCUAAACUACACAUCUCACCUUGCACGGACAAACAUUCUCCCAGUAUAUUUAGACCGUGGGCAGGAGCGAAAAUAUUUAUGGCUAGCGAGAAAGUGUAUAAACUUUUAUUCAUAAUAUGUUCUAAUUGUGUUAAGAGAUAAAUUGGGUACCAUAAUGAUCCUGAAUAAAUUCUCUACAAGACUGUU
Homarus americanus (American lobster) is the source of this 2927-nucleotide messenger RNA. RefSeq lists its product as uncharacterized. The transcript has 7 exons. The record is from RefSeq and is a predicted model, not a curated record. Lineage: Eukaryota; Metazoa; Arthropoda; Malacostraca; Decapoda; Nephropidae. Gene Ontology annotation, cellular component: septate junction; membrane. The coding region runs from base 317 to 1132 and encodes 271 amino acids. Gene Ontology annotation, biological process: septate junction assembly; regulation of tube size, open tracheal system.